Messenger RNA from Protopolystoma xenopodis, 243 nucleotides. Lineage: Eukaryota; Metazoa; Platyhelminthes; Monogenea; Polystomatidea; Polystomatidae. The record is from the annotation of a GenBank genome assembly.
AUGCGUAGAUACAGACACGCGGCCGAGAAUAGCACUGUCUGGAUCUGGCGCGAACCUGCAGGAGUCGGGACCGGAUCGUACGUUCAUGAGGAAGACAUUAUUCACACAACCAGUAGCAGCUCUGCCCGGGAUCGGACAAAGAUGGGUUCGAGCCCCGGCAACACGGGCCAUGUUUGGGACGCCCGCGAAUCCUCGGACAGCCUGAAGCCGUUCACAUUGGUCUAUUCACCCUCAAGCCGCUAA